Messenger RNA from Mobula hypostoma (lesser devil ray), 1594 nucleotides. Its product is annotated as cathepsin B-like. The record is from RefSeq and is a predicted model, not a curated record. The transcript is spliced from 10 exons. Gene Ontology annotation, cellular component: lysosome. Gene Ontology annotation, biological process: regulation of catalytic activity. Gene Ontology annotation, molecular function: cysteine-type endopeptidase activity. NCBI's taxonomy places the organism in Eukaryota, Metazoa, Chordata, Chondrichthyes, Myliobatiformes, Myliobatidae. Bases 133 to 1143 code for a protein of 336 amino acids.
GGGUCAUGUGAUCGCGCUGACUCAGCCGCAUGCCGGAAGAAGGUAUAAAUCUCGGACACGGGGAAGAAGUGAGAGACGGAGCGGAAAGGCGCGGAGAGACAGCGGUGAAAGACGAGAGACGGAGCUGGAAGGAUGUUGUUCCAGCUGUUGUUGCUUAGCAUUGCCACGGUGACGGCCAGACCCCCGCUGGACCCUGACCCCCUCUCACCGGACUUCGUCACCCUCAUCAAUAAGCUCAACACCACCUGGCGGGCCGGUCAGAACUUCCAGAACGUUCCAUUCAGCCUGGUGAAGCGAUUGUGUGGGACCUUCCUAAAGGGACCUCGACUGCCCCUGAGGUCUGAGGACAUUGCCAUUGCAAAGCUCCCAAGGAACUUCGAUUCCCGAGAGCAGUGGCCGGACUGCCCAACAAUUAAGGAGAUUCGGGACCAGGGUUCCUGUGGAUCAUGUUGGGCCUUUGGCGCAGUGGAAGCCAUGUCAGAUAGGAUUUGUAUCCAUUCCAAGGGUCAGGUUAAUGCGGAGCUCUCUGCUGAAGAUCUCCUAACCUGCUGUGGCUUCGAGUGCGGAGAUGGAUGUAAUGGGGGCUACCCAUCACAAGCCUGGAAAUACUGGACACAGAAAGGACUGGUGACUGGGGGGCUCUACAAUUCCCACACAGGUUGCCGUCCAUACUCGAUCCCUCCAUGUGAGCACCAUGUGAAUGGGUCACGACCGCCAUGUACAGGGGAGAUCCCCACCCCCCAGUGCACCCAGAUGUGUGAGGCCGGCUACACCCCCAGCUAUUCCCAAGAUAAACAUUACGGCAUGAGCUCCUACAGCAUCAGCCCGAUUGCUGAAGAGAUUAUGAAGGAGAUCUACAAGAAUGGGCCCGUGGAGGGAGCACUGCUGGUCUACACAGACUUCCUGCAAUACCAAUCCGGUGUUUACCAGCACAAGGCUGGGAUGGAGGUCGGGGGUCAUGCCAUCAAGAUUCUGGGCUGGGGCGAGGAGGAUGGAACCCCCUACUGGCUGGUGGCCAACUCCUGGAACACGGACUGGGGGGAUAACGGGUACGUAAAGAUUCUGAGGGGCAGCAACGAAUGUGGCAUCGAGGAGGGAGUUGUGGCUGGGAUCCCUCGCACAAGCAGCCUCCACCACCAGUGACACCAUCUGGUUCUCAACAUGGGUUGUUAAUCAGAGAACAGUACUCCCCAAUGCCAAGCUAGUUACACUUCCACCUAGCUUGAGUCACAACAGCGAGUGACUGACGCCCAGCUGCUAAUCUCUCUGCUUGAUCACACUCAACUACAGAAGCCGUCAGCACACUAACACCUGAAAUCAAUACUGACAGCAACACACACCAAGUGCUCAGGAAUUCUGCCGGCCAGGCAGCAUCUGUGGAAAUGAAUAAACAGUUAAUGUUUUAGGCCGAGACCCUUCAUCAGGACUGGAAAGGAAGGGUCUUGACCCGAAAUGUUAAUUGUUUAUCUAUUUCCAUAGAUGCUGCCUGACUUGCUGAGUUCUUCCAGCAUUUUGAGUGUGUUGCUUUGGAUUUCUAGCAUCUGCAGAAUCUCUUGUUUCUGAUUGUACCUAAAUACAUUUUUUUUAAGUCUUG